This is a messenger RNA of Lobosporangium transversale, 1896 nucleotides long. RefSeq lists its product as hypothetical. Gene Ontology annotation, molecular function: NADP binding; flavin adenine dinucleotide binding; N,N-dimethylaniline monooxygenase activity. The record is from RefSeq and is a predicted model, not a curated record. The transcript is spliced from 4 exons. The coding region runs from base 167 to 1810 and encodes 547 amino acids. Lineage: Eukaryota; Fungi; Mortierellomycota; Mortierellomycetes; Mortierellales; Mortierellaceae.
CUGUGUGGCAAUGCAAACAUCCUUACUAUGCGUUUUGUUUCCUAAGAGGGGAGUGCUUGAUUAUUGAAUGGGCUGACAUGAAAAGCGUCACUUUCUCAAUUCAAAUUCUCUUCAUUCAUUCUCCAUUCGCAUUAAUCGUUCCCACACUUUUCUAAGCAAUUUUAUCAUGGGUUUGACAAAAACCUUCCCGGAUGGCUCUACGCCUACUGUUGCCAUCAUUGGUGCAGGACUCUCUGGGAUUUGCGCAGCUAUUCAGCUACAACGAAAGCUCCAAUUGACAACGUACAGAGUCUUCGAAUUAGAGUCCGAUAUUGGCGGCACCUGGCUCAACAAUACCUACCCUGGGUGCCAGUCCGAUGCUCCCGCCCACCUUUACAGCUAUUCUUUCGCUCCCAACUAUGAUUUUUCCAAGAAGUUUGUCCCCCAGUCCGAGGUUCUGGCCUACUUGCGAGCCACUGCGAAGACUUUUAAUAUCUAUGAUAAGAUUCAAUUCCGCGCCCAGGUCACAAGUAUGCGAUGGGACGAAGGCCGUAACAAAUGGAUCUUGCGCUGGGUAAAAGUCCCUGGAAGUCAAGGCGAAGCAGCUGAAGAUGCUGAUGGCAGUCUCGAUCAUCAAGCUCAAGUGGAGAAUAUAUAUGAGGCGGAUGUAGUCCUUCAUGCGGCCGGCUUAUUGCGGUUGCCUAAAAUCCCAGAAGAGUUUGAGGCAUUCGAUGGUCCCAAAUGGCACUCGGCUCGCUGGAACCACUCGGUCGAUUUGACAGGGAAGCGUGUUGGCGUGGUUGGAGCAUCUGCCAGCGGCAUUCAGAUCGUGCCUGCCAUUGCCAACAAAGUGCAGUCUCUGCAAGUGUAUGGACGCUCACCAUCACACAUCACACCUCAACUCAAUUACAGCUACAAUCGUAUCUGGAAGUUCUUGUUCCACUAUGUUCCCUUCUUCUACACACUCUACCGAGUGUUUUGGUAUUAUUACGUUGACUCGACUAUACUGCUAUAUCAUAAGUUGGCCUGGUAUUCUGUCUUUCAUCGAGCCAUCGUCUACUUUGUCACUUGGUUUCACCGUUUCCGACAGUUUCCCUUUGAUCGUUCAAUGAGAGAAAAGCUUACACCACGUCAUGAGGUUGCUUCCAGGCGUGUGGUCUUGUCCGAUACCUUCUUCCCAGCACUCAAGCUCCCCCAUGUGCAUUUCCAUCAAGAUCCAAUUGUCAAAGUCAGUGGCAAGACAAUCGAAACAAAGGAUGGAUCUAAGAAUGAACUGGACGUGCUGAUCUUGGCAACUGGAUUUAAUUGGCUUGCGGGCUACCCUGUCGGGUACUGGACUGGUCGAGGAGGCGUAGACAUUGCAACGAGCUGGGGCCAUAGUCCGACAACUUAUUAUGGCACUUGUGUACCUGAUGCUCCAAACUUUUUCUUGAUUUGGGGACCAAACUCCGGUAUCGCUCACCAUGCAUUAACAAGUAACAUCGAAGUACAAGUCAUGUACGCCAUUCGUGCACUCUCGUACAUGAUGGAAAAAGAUGUGGCAUCGAUAGAAAUUAAAAAGGAAGCGGCUGAAGAGUUUUUGGAGCUUCUGGACCGGAGAAUGGAGCGAAUGAUUUUCACCACUAAGGUGGACCCAAGGUUUAUAAACGAAAAAGGUAAAUGUCGCGGAUUCUGGUUCAGUGGUGUGACGGAAUUUUGGUGGCACAUGAAAGAUCUUCAUCCAGAGCGAUACCAUGUCCUAAGACGUGAAGAGGCUCUCAAGAAUCGACCGCACAUGAACGGGGAGAAACACGAGCUCGAUGGCAAUAAGCACAAAGACAAGGAAGCUUGAGAAAAAGAAAGAAGAGCUACCGAAGAAUUUUACCAGAUCCAUCAUUUUUUUUUUUUUCUUUUUUAAUAAAACUUGUUUUUUUCCAC